Messenger RNA from Acanthosepion pharaonis, 1620 nucleotides. The record is from the annotation of a GenBank genome assembly. Lineage: Eukaryota; Metazoa; Mollusca; Cephalopoda; Sepiida; Sepiidae.
AUGACCUGUGGGGGACAGAGGCGAUUUAUCGUAGGCCUUCAUUCGAACAGACUCGCACCUUGCCACCGUCAACCUCAGCACCUGUCAAACGGAAGCACCCCAACCACAACUACGGGUACCAGCAGCCACCGAAUCACUACUCAGGGGACCAACUACCACCAAUCGGGGUGUGGUGACCCUGACAACGGCCAAAAGGGUCAGAAUCGUAACCAGAAAGACGCGGUUGGAGGCAAGUGCCCUCAUAAUCAGAAACGUCGGACUUCUAUCAACAACAAUACAUCAUACUCCACGUCUGCAGGUAACCAUUGUGGCACUUUAGAUUCGAGUCCGGUUCCGAGCAGGGCCACGAGUGGUAGCUGUAGUAGCGAGAGAGGCCGAACUGGGUGCACUAGCCCUGCCCUGUCGACCUCUUGUUGGAAGCCUCUGUCUAUUAUGGCCAGAAAAAGAGACGACAAAAGCCCGGCUAGAAAUUGUGGAGAUAGACAAGAACGAAAAAUGGAGUCAUAUUUGGCUGACGACGAGAAUUACCCUAGUUUUUCGAAUCAAGUCGUAAAACUCGGACUUCAGCUUAGAGACAUUCCUGCCGAUGGACUUUUUCUUUCUUUCUUUCUUUUCUUUACGCUUGACAUCACGAGGUCGGGUUCCCUAUUGCCUCUCUCUUUCUCUUUUCUCUCUCUUUCUCUUUUCUCUGUCUCCUCUCUCUUGUUCCUGCUUUCUCCCUCUUCUCUCUCUCUCGCCUCCUCUUCUCCCUCUCUUUGUCUUUGCUCCAGUUCUCUCCUCUUUUCCUCUUCUUUCUUUCCACUUUCUCUCUCUCCCCUCCACUUUCUUCCCUCCCUUCCCCUCCACUUUCUCCCCUCCCCUCCCCUCCACUAUCUCUCUCUCCCCUCCCCUAUCGUCUCUCUCCCCUCCACUAUCUCUCUCUCCCCACCUCCUCUCUCUCUCUCCCCCCACUAUCUCUCUCUCCCCUCCACUAUCUCUCUCUCCCCCCUCCACUUUCUCUCUCUCUCCCCUCCACUUUCUCUCUCUCUCCCCCUCCACUUUCUCUCUCUCUCUCCCCCUCCACUUUCUCUCUCUCUCUCCCCCACUUUCUCUCUCCCCUCCACUCUCUCUCUCUCUCCCCUCCACUUUCUCUCUCUCUCUCUCCCCUCCACUUUCUCUCUCUCUCUCUCCCCUCCACUUUCUCUCUCUCUCUCUCCCCUCCACUUUCUCUCUCUCCCCUCCACUUUCUCUCUCUCUCUCCAUCUUGCUCACUUUCCUUUCAAUCAUUUCCUCCCACCCCUUAUAUUUCUUAUUCUCUCUGCUGCUUCCAAACACCAUCCCUUCUGUUGUCUCUCUUACCCAAGGUCUUUCUUCCUUUCUUUGUUCCUUUUCUUCCUUUCUUUGUUCCUUUUCUUCCUUUCUUUGUUCCUUUUCUUCCUUUCUUUGUUCCUUUUCUUCCUUUCUUUGUUCCUUUUCUUCCUUUCUUUGUUCCUUUUCUUCCUUUCUUUGUUCCUUUUCUUCCUUUCUUUGUUCCUUUUCUUCCUUUCUUUGUUCCUUUUCUUCCUUUCUUUGUUCCUUUUCUUCCUUUCUUUGUUCCUUUUCUUCCUUUCUUUGUUUCUUUUCUUUCUAGAUAUACACUGA